Molecule: messenger RNA, 156 nt
Organism: Arabis nemorensis
Lineage: Eukaryota; Viridiplantae; Streptophyta; Magnoliopsida; Brassicales; Brassicaceae
Source: the annotation of a GenBank genome assembly
AUGGAAAAAUUGAUUCGGUGUGGUCGAGAGAUCGAAUCUGGUCUGGCUCGAUUGCUAAAGAUGAAGCUCCGCGAAGUAUCUUCUGGUCCUGGCUCGGUUGCUGAAGGUGAAGUUCUAGCUCCUCUUGUCAAGACCUUCAGAUCGUCUCGGUCAUAA